This is a messenger RNA of Ophidiomyces ophidiicola, 1266 nucleotides long. It is a transcript of the gene IWS1, whose product is annotated as Transcription factor iws1. Gene Ontology annotation, cellular component: nucleus. The record is from RefSeq and is a predicted model, not a curated record. NCBI's taxonomy places the organism in Eukaryota, Fungi, Ascomycota, Eurotiomycetes, Onygenales, Onygenaceae. The coding region runs from base 1 to 1266 and encodes 421 amino acids. The transcript is spliced from 4 exons. Gene Ontology annotation, biological process: poly(A)+ mRNA export from nucleus.
AUGUCAGCCUCGCCGGAGCCACAGGCGGACCUGCCCGUUGCUGAUCCUGAAGGCAGUGCGGCAGAGGAUGCUCCCCCGGAUCACUUAGCGGCUGCGGAUCUAUCAGAUGAUGAGUCCGUUCUUUCGGAUGUUGACGAAGCACAGUUUGAAGGCUUUGACCCCGCCAACAUCGCUAUCGAUGACCGUCCAGCCCUUGCAAUCGACGAAGAGAACUUAAAACUGAUUGGCCGUCACAAACGCAGACGAGCAGAGGGAGAUGAUGAUUCAUACCGAAAAAAGAAAAAGGAAUACAAACGAGAGAAAAGAAGCCGUAGGAAGCAGCAGGAUAGUGACGAUGCUUUUAGCGGAGGAGAAACUGUAGAGGGGAAGCGCUCAAGAAAGCGCAAGGAAGGUCGAGAAAGGCAGGCAAAAGCGGUACCGGAGAUUGAUGAGGAGUCAUUAGAUCCGGCGACACGUCGCCGUCGUGCCCUGGACCGUUUAAUGGACGAGGCGUUGAAAAAGCCUACUAAACGCCGCGUCAGAAAAGCAGAUGGCAUUGAUCUUGCUGAUCAAGCCGAUGCGGAAAUUGAAGACGUCCGCCGACGUAUGACUGACGCAGCGAGGCUCGACAGCAUUGCGCGAAAAGAGAAUCGACCUGCACAAUACAAACUGAAAAUGCUUCCAGAGGUGGUUUCGCUAUUGAAUCGCACUCACUACGUAAACAGCUUGGUGGACCCCGAAAUCAACCUUCUUGAGGCUGUCAAGUUCUUCCUUGAGCCCUUGGACGAUGGCUCUUUGCCAGCAUACGACAUACAACGAGAAUUGUUUGCGGCAUUGUCCAGGCUCCCGAUUACAAAAGACGCACUGAUCGCUAGCGGCAUCGGCAAAGUAAUAGUGUUUUAUACCAAGAGCAAGAGGCCACAGGUUGGAAUUAAGCGUCAAGCCGAGCGACUCCUUGCGGAAUGGACACGGCCCAUUUUACAAAAGAGUGACGAUUAUUCCAAAAGGAUCUACGAAGAAGCUGAUUUCGAUCCAAGCCUCCUCACCGUGCGCAAGCAAGUCACCGCAGAAACCACUGCUGCCGAAGUCCGUGCCAGAGCAUUGCUGCCGCCUCGCUUGGCGAAUCGUGCGCGCGCUGAAGGCGGUCACACCUCCUACACCAUUGUCCCUCGCUCUGUUGCCGUGCAGGAAAGCAAAUUUGCGCGCCCACUAGGGGCUAGUGGUGAGGAUCGCUUUAGACGUAUGAAAGCCAGGCAAGCCGCAGCUAUGAAAGCAUCAAGGAAAUAG